Gopherus evgoodei (Goodes thornscrub tortoise) is the source of this 930-nucleotide messenger RNA. Its product is annotated as olfactory receptor 52N4-like. The transcript has a single exon. The record is from RefSeq and is a predicted model, not a curated record. NCBI's taxonomy places the organism in Eukaryota, Metazoa, Chordata, Testudines, Testudinidae. Gene Ontology annotation, biological process: G protein-coupled receptor signaling pathway. Gene Ontology annotation, cellular component: membrane. Gene Ontology annotation, molecular function: G protein-coupled receptor activity; olfactory receptor activity. Bases 1 to 930 code for a protein of 309 amino acids.
AUGAACCUCACCCCCUCUGACCCUUCAACUUUCAUCCUGACGGGCAUCUCUGGCCUGGAAUCUGCCCAUGAAUGGAUUUCCAUCCCUUUCUGUAUCUCCUACAUUAUCAGCCUGCUGGGAAAUUUCAUGCUUCUGUUUAUUGUAGGCAAAGAGCCAACACUGCACAAGCCAAUGCACCUGCUGUUCUGCAUGCUGGCGCUCACAGACAUUUCCACAUGUAACUCCUUCAUGCCGAAGGCAUUGUGUAUAUUUUGGUUCAAUCUGAAAGACAUUACUGUGGGUGGCUGCCUCACCCAGACAUUCUUCCUACACAUGAAUUCUAUUAUGCAGUCAGCCACCCUUGUAAUAAUGGCCUUCGAUCGCUAUGUUGCCAUAUGUUGCCCUCUGAGAUAUACCACCAUCCUCACCAAUGGACGAAUAGCUAAGCUAGGGCUAGUGGGUUUUUUAAGAGCUGUUCUCUUGUCUCUGCCCAUGCCUCUGCUCCUGAGCAGGCUGCCUUUCUGUGCCAACCGCAUUAUCCCCACCACGUUCUGUGAGAACAUAGCUGUAGCGAAGAUGUCAUGUGGGGACAUCACAGUCAACAGGACAUAUGGCUUGGUGAUAGUGUUUCUAGUCAUCGGGUCAGACCUGAUGCUCAUUGCUCUAUCCUAUGGUCUAAUCAUCAGGGCCAUCCUCAGAAUCUCCUCUAAGAAAGCCCAUCAAAAAGCCAUCAACACUUGUACAGCCCACAUAUCUGUCAUGCUGAUGUAUUAUACUCCCGGCCUCUUCUCCAACCUGAUGCACCGCUUCGGUCAGGGCAUUGCUCCCUACAUUCACAUCAUCUUGAGCAACCUCUAUCUUCUUGUUCCUCCCAUGCUCAACCCUAUCAUUUAUGGGGUCAAAAGCAAAGAGCUUCGUGACAAAGUGGGCAAAUACACCUGCAGAAGUUAA